CGCUACUGCCACCUUCUCUUCGCCGCGAUGGUUCUCAUCUCGACUUGGGGGUUCAUCACCCCCUGGAGAGCCCCGCUUUCGGGGACCUUUCUGAAUCGAUUCGAUCUGGGGUUUCACACCGCGAGGCGGUUACAGCCGCUCGCUGGCCGUCGACAUCACAGCGCAGACAAGAUCGCUCGAAACGGGCGUCUUCGUAUAGACGUAUCCUGGGAGAAGAACGAUUGCUGUCGGAUUUGGUCGUAUGAUGGGUGAUUUGCGCCUGCGAGGAGCAGCCAGCGAUUCGGAAAUCUUGCGAGGGAGAUCCAUGAUGGGGGCAUGAGUCCUUCACACUCCGCUUGCUCCGUCUUUCAUAUUCACGUAUCCUCGACUUCUGCCAUCAGGCCGGCAACAUGAAACGCAUCUAUGUAAUGUCCAAGCCGACCCAGAUCGCUGCCACAACGUCCCAGGGGAAGAUUGCGGCCCAAUCCGUGUAAUGGCAGAGACGCCGAUGCGGUUCGAUGGCGAUUCCCAAGACACCGUCGCCUCGAGUUCCGUCAGCCCCGACAAGUCGUAUUCGAAAUACAUCAUGAUCAUGUCCAUAGCGCUGCCCAGAUGGAAUUGCUCGGACAGCGUCCUGGUCCCUUGCUCACUCCUCCGUCUAUUUCCUCUUUCGUCCUACCGCUCUGUAGCUUAUAAUAACCCGCCCAGCCACUCUCAGCCCCCAACACCUUGGACCUGCACGCACGCCUGUCGCUCCCCGCCUCAGCUGCUUCCCGUCCUGCCUGCUUCGGGCCUCCCGCUCGAUUUACCUAUAAACCACAUCGUCCUCCUCUCCAGUCGAGCAACCACUCUCGGUCCCCCACAAAGCCUACAUUCCUUGCUACUCACUUGCCGCGAUUUCCAUUCGAUGCUUGCAGUGGAGCCAUCUUCUGGCUUGUACGCCCAGAUAUUCGACUCGCAAUUCGAUAUCGCUGCUCCUAAACGGAGGUUGGACCCUGACGCGUUCUCGUCUUCAUCCAGGCAUCUCGAAAUGAAGAGGAGGUUCACAGCCAUGCAGCUCUUCAAGAGAGGAGAUGUGUACGUCGGUGGUGACGACAAGCAGUUGGCGGAGGCGUUUGGUGUGGCGUAUAUCAUGCUGUUGGAGGAUGACGGGACGAACGCGGGUAAAUUGCAAGGUGCGGGGCUGGUCGGUUUCGUCGAGGAGUGGCUGGAGAAGAGGUUGUGCGAGAGCGAGGGCGGGUGGCCUGUGGAUAACGAAAUCAGCGCACUCGCUUUGAACAUCUUCUGGCAGCUGACCGACAAAGGUAUGGUCUCUGCCGAGGCCAAAGGCCAUCGUGACCAUAUCCAAAACUUGCUCCUCCCCAUCGUGGUUGUCGGGUCUCGGUAUCCCAUUCAUCUAGCAUCACCUUCUCACUCAUCAUCCACUUCUUUUCAACGUCCACGAACCAUCACGCUGCCACAUUUUUCCCGAACCAUAACCCUCACGCUCCCCCCUUUAUGCCUCCCAGCCAUUCUUUCAUACGUCGUCCGCGCCGACUGCAACCCUCUCAACGUACCCCAAUACGCACUCAAUACACGAGCGGACGCUAUCGCUAUGGGUGUCAAUGAGCCGACAGUCGAAGAUAUUGUGGAGCACAAUGAAGCGAUGAAGACGCAAUGCUUAGAACAUCCUCAGUGGGACGUGCCUCAGUCGCGUUCAUCUCCACGGCCAUCCUCGCCUUUGUCUCAUCCCCAGCAAGGAAUGGCUGGCGCUCCUGUGUUUCCUUUCAACGAAUACCAACCUCUUGCGGAGGGCACCAGCAAGAGCGAGCGACAAGACGUAGACUGGGCCCGCCUUACCUCCACCUCCGCAUCCGAUUAUAAUGACUUGUCCUCCGUCCAUUCCUCUUCCGACUAUGGUCAUGGUCCGAAGGGUGGGGCAUCGGCGUAUGUGCUGGGCAGUUUAACGGGCUCGUGGCGCGGUACCUUGAUGCUCCCAAGUCUCGAUGUCUCAACCCCGGAGACUGUCAAGGACCCCGAGGGUUGUAUAACGAGGAGACCGUUGUACGUGGACUUGACCGAACACUGGAGGACUGUGCGGGUUCCAUGUGAAGAUGCCGAUGGAGUCGGAGGUCACGAGGAUGUGGAGAAGAGGGGGAAGGAGUCGGAUGGGUGUAAGCUUGAAGGGUGGGAGGACGGAGAGUGGAGUUAUAGGAUGAACUCGAGCGGGGACGGCAUCGAGGUCCACACUCCCUCUUCAACACUACAGUCUUCGGAUGCGGCCUCGCCUUCAACUUCGACUUCAGCUCAGACCUCCCCUCCGCAAACCGGGCCCAAGCUCACGACGACCUCUUACAAGACGUACACCCCGUUUCCCACCACUUUUCGUCCCGUGCCGAGAUCUAAUGACAGUCCCAGUGCGAAUCUGCAUCUGAUGGCCUCAAUACCCCGAUUAAUCGCCUGCGCUUCGCCUUUGCCCUUGCAUGAAGACACGACAGUGGAUGCAACGCAAGCGAAGGUGCAAACGAAGAUGAGGGAGGUGACGGAGAUUGUGUUGACGGGUAGGACGCCCCCAGACGCAGCUCGGGCUUGGGGCGAUUACGACUACUUCGGGAAGGUGCGCAUGAGCGACGGGUUGGUCGUUCUGAGUCGGAAACCGGUGGGCAACACUCCGGGCUCGAGGAACACGGUGUUCGUUGGCUAUCUAUCUUCCUCGCAGAACCUAGUCGGAAGGUGGACGUUCUCGACCUCCACCAUCCUGAAGUCUGACGACCAGAGCUGGCGAGGGAUCUUCAGCCUCGGUCGCAAGGAGAUGGUUUGAUUGCUCCUCCAUUCGAGACUGCAUGGUGAAAAUCUGUUCGGUUAGUCCACACUCCGUGCCAUGGUAAGGCGGUGCCGAAACGCGUAGCACUUGCUGCAUUACUUUCUCUUCUCUACUCCCCACUCCGUUUCGAGCUUUUAUUUUUGUUCAAUCACAUCGUGGACUCUACUAUUUUGUUCUUGUCGUGUCACGCCUGUCGCUGUACUUACGUUACGAGCCACACAUAAUAGCUGUCGUCUUGUGCUCGUUAUUUGUUCUCGUCACUGUCCUCGUCUCCUCAUCGUAAUGUUAAUGCUGUAUUGCUAUGUAUCUCUUCCUCUAGCCAUUGCACACGUCUCCGUCUCCGCACGACCCUUUCUUGCUUAGUUCGAAAUCAUCCUAUAUCAUACGUACAUAUAUACAUCCAUGCUCAUCUCGUCGCCUCGCAUACUCCAUCAUCUCUUCUCUCUCGUGCCAUCCCAUGUCUAGUUAUCUCCUCCCAUGUGCUUCAUACAUGUCCCAAGCCUGUCUUCAUCUCUCGAACGAUGCAUACAUUUCUC
This is a messenger RNA of Stereum hirsutum FP-91666 SS1, 3318 nucleotides long. RefSeq lists its product as uncharacterized. Bases 473 to 2779 code for a protein of 768 amino acids. The transcript is spliced from 9 exons. NCBI's taxonomy places the organism in Eukaryota, Fungi, Basidiomycota, Agaricomycetes, Russulales, Stereaceae. The record is from RefSeq and is a predicted model, not a curated record.